This is a messenger RNA of Suillus paluster, 985 nucleotides long. RefSeq lists its product as uncharacterized. Gene Ontology annotation, biological process: single strand break repair; double-strand break repair. The record is from RefSeq and is a predicted model, not a curated record. Gene Ontology annotation, cellular component: nucleus. The coding region runs from base 108 to 911 and encodes 267 amino acids. NCBI's taxonomy places the organism in Eukaryota, Fungi, Basidiomycota, Agaricomycetes, Boletales, Suillaceae. The transcript is spliced from 3 exons. Gene Ontology annotation, molecular function: single-strand break-containing DNA binding; DNA 5'-adenosine monophosphate hydrolase activity; double-stranded RNA binding.
GGGUACCGCUGCGCAUCCUUAUUGCACGGUGGAGUCGCACCACAGUCUAGUGGCAUCACUGUGAUCCUCGUCCGACUGUCCCAGAAGCGUAGUAUAUUUUGCAACAGAUGACGACCGUACCUUCCGCCCCCAAUCUUGCUAUCUUUCGCAGCUACGCUUCCAAACUCGAUCCAACGACUCUGCCACCAUCGAUCCUACUCUCGCACUCAGACACAUGUUUGACGGUCUUUGACUCGUUCCCAAAAUCCAUCUUUCACCUUCUGGUCUUACCCCGAAUCAAGCCGCCCUUGAGCGCGCACCAUCUCGCGGACCUACGUUCUUUACUUCGAUGCGAGAAAAGCGUCGCAAAGGAGGUGCUUAUGAACUUGAAUGAAGAAGCGAAUACUGUGAAGAAGAUGAUUGAGGAAGAGAUGAUGAAGAAGUACAAAUUCAAGUGGGAAAUAUGGACGGGAUUUCGUCCAAUUUCGAGUAUGGAACACCUGCACUUGCAUGUGCUUUCUGCAGACAUGUAUUCCCCGAGGAUGAAGCUGAAGAAGCACUACAAUUCGUUUCAUCCUGGCCUGGGAUUCUUUCUGCAUUUGAAAGAUGUUAUUUCGUGGUUCGAUGCCGAGCCGUCAUAUUAUGGAAGGAUGGCUAAACUCGAUCGUAGCCAGUAUGAGCCACUCUUAAAGGACGACGAUCUUUGUUGCUGGAGAUGCGACCGUGCGUUUGGGAGCAUGCGCAAGUUAAAGGCGCAUUUGCAAGAUGAGUUCGAUCAGCUGACGAAGAGGGAAAAGGCGAAGUUAGAGAGGAAGAGGAAGCGUGCCGAGGUGCCUGCUUCAUCCGUGCAGACACCUGUGGGUGAUGAUGAGCGAUCUGAGAAGGUCGCCCGUGUCACUCCGAGUCGAGAUGAUGAUUCCGCGCAAAGGUAAGUGGCGACCUACGCUAUCUUUGAGUCACUGGUGUUUUGUGGUUGCAUCCUUAUGGCACGAUACCCAUUCUUAGU